Brachypodium distachyon (stiff brome) is the source of this 1137-nucleotide messenger RNA. RefSeq lists its product as uncharacterized. Lineage: Eukaryota; Viridiplantae; Streptophyta; Magnoliopsida; Poales; Poaceae. Bases 137 to 799 code for a protein of 220 amino acids. The record is from RefSeq and is a predicted model, not a curated record. The transcript is spliced from 10 exons.
UUGCUCCGCUAGUCUUUGCUUACCCUACUUCCAUUGAAUGCUGUUGGUGUGAUUUUGGGCAGUGAGGGCGCAGGCCAAGCAGGUGAGCGACGAUGCUGAGCGGCUUGCCAAGGCGAGGGCGCAGGUCUUCGUCGAGAUGGCGGAGAAGCAGAGUAGGAUCGCCGCACUGGAGACUGAGUGCUCAACGCUGAAGCAGACAUUAGAGCUCCUCCAUCAGGAAAUCACAAGCACAUCCACAAAACUCAGUGAGAACAGGUUGUUCUACUCGAAGACAACGGAAGUGUUAACUUCCAAACUACGAGAGCGUCAGGAAUGGCUUGAUUCAUUUAAGAAGAAAAUGGUUGCAAUACCACUUGUUGGGGUAUCUGAGAGCAUACAGAACUGCGUCGAAGGGAAGAGGUGUGAAAUGCUUAACUCAGAAGGGUGCAUAGAUAAGGAAACUGACAUGGGAAGCAAGCAAGGGGAACUCAGGAUUCAAUUGGAGUCAGCUCAACUCAAGACAGAGGAUAUCAAAGCAAAACGAUCACAGAUUCUUUUAGAAAUAAGCAAAAGCAAGCAGAUCCUUGAGCAAGAGAAAAACAUAAUCGCUAGCUUUCCUGCUGCACUACAGGAGAUGAAUAUGAAGUCCUUGGAGGAGGAAUACAAAGCUCUACAGGGUGAUAAAGCUGGAGAAGUUGAGUUCUUCCAGACUCUUGAAGAACGAACCAAUGAAAUGAAGGGGGUUUCGGAUCCUAUUAAAUGCAAUUGUGGACUGGAGUACAAGGUAGAACUAAGCGGGGAAACUAUGAGUAUAAGCUAAACUGUUCUGUAGAUGUCUAGAUGACCACUGGACCACCCUGUUCGCAGCAUGUAGAUGCGUGUCUGCUGUGGGACAGAGCUUGGCAACUUCGUAGGUACUAAACCGUCUGAGAAUUGUGCCGUUUAGAACUACGAGACGAACCAACGAGUGAAAUUUAGUAGCCCGAAGUUUGUGAAAGAGAUAUUUCUGAUGUAGGAACUGAGAACUCCUUUUAGGAGCUUCAUGAGACCAGAUAUUUCAAUUAUAUCUUUUGCAGUUUUUAAACAAUUCUUGUUUCAUUUCGCUACAAGUGUAAACGGGUAUGCUGAUGCCAAGAUCAAGGGCACAUUGCCGGCAAA